ACGAUGAUGUAUGCUGAGUAUAUAUGUAUAUCAUCUGGAAGAAGAAUCGACGAAACAACGAACACGUAUUUCGAGCAAUAAACAACACAAAAAGAGAGUAGAAUGGGUAUACUUAGGUACCAUGGUUUUUAUCGCGCACAGGCCGAUUUGAUUCAUUCAGCAUGCGCUCAGAAAUACAUAGUGAUACACAUUUUGCGAUGAGCACAUUUUGGUUUGAUAAUAAAUUAAUAAAUGAAUGAACAUGAAUUGAAUAAUCAGCUCGUGUCAUGUGUAUGUAGUGGGAUUUUCAUGUAUGAGAUAGAGAGAGUCUCAGUGUGGCCAUUAAUCGCUUCGAGUCCAAGAGAACAAGAUCGAUUGUUUGUGUGUGUGUGUGUGUGUGGACAAGACCGAAAUGGAUAGAGUGAAAUAGAGAUAGUAAUAGAGAGAGAGAAAUGUAUGUCUAGCAAGCCGAGCAACAAGCGCAUGUGAUGACAAUUGAUUCAAACGUCGAUGAUAAUUGAAUGGAUAUCGGAAGCAAAACCUGAAACGAACAUUCUCCAUUUGACAUAUUGAAAAAUUGACACUGCAAUUCAUUCAUUACUGCCGAUUGCAUCAAUCUUGGUUGCACUUGUCACCUUCUCUUCUCAUUCGCAUUUUCCAUCUUCUUCUUCUUCUGUCCGAUGGAAUAGUCUAUUCAUUUACACACACGCCACAAAUCGAUCUUAUUUCAUAAUCAUUCAUGUCGAAUCCCACCAAAUUAGCACGUCAAUUUAAAAACGAAACUAACUAUUUACAGUUGCGGUGAUAAAUUGUUAUCGUGCAAAUGAUACUUAUGACAUGACUAUGUUAAUUCGUGUAGUGGCACUUUAGAUUGUAGCGCGAUGAGAAAAAAAAUUGAAUUCGAAGUACAAGUGCACUUGAGGCGCCAUUUUCACUUCAAAUCGAUGAAUCAAAUUAAAAAUAAAUUCGAUAUUCCCUGCGAACGGAAUUGAUUUUUAUUAGCUCACGUUUCAAUUGUUCUUUAUCUGGAAAGGACACUCGAACAAAUCAAUGAACCGAAAAAAAAAUUUGAAUCUAUAUUUGACCAUACAGCAAACAUUCAAUAAUAUUCUAUAUUUGAUUCAUUUGAUGCGACAAGUGCCACAUGAUACAAUGCAUAUCAUUGUCAUCGGCUACCUGUCGAACAUUCUAAUCAGAACAUAAUCAUGUUUUCGGCAAAAUGAUUCAGUCGAAUUUGAAUGGCUUUCGGCAAACAUUCAGGAUGAUAAUUGUGCUGCAUUCUUGUGCGCACGUGUGUGCGUGUGUCGACCUAAAGCGACCGUUUACAGGUUUCUUUCUUCUUUGGUGGAGACAUAGAGAGUGUAAUACAGUGUGCGCGAGAGAGCGGUCGCAUUUCAUCGAGAAAAAAGUCGUAAAAUAUAAUACGGAUAUUGUUUGCAAUAAGCUUCUAUUUACUUGAUAAAUUGAAGACUUCCCGAUCUCAUAUAAUUUGCCGCUUUUUACCAUACACACAUGCACACAUGCGUUCAGAUUCACGUAUGUCGCGAAUGAGCCGCUGCGUGUAUAUAUUUUUUUUUAUUCUGUUCACGUUUCUUGAAAGAGAGGUGUCUGAAUGUGUCCCCAUUUGAAUACUGUUUUUCUUCGUCUGAUUAUUUUGAAGCGUCGGCGUAUGUACGAAUUCAUCUGAACGGUCAACCGACUGGAUUUCUUCGUUACGUAAACACUCUUAUUAAGCAAAUGAACUUUUUUUUCCCUCUUCCACCGUGCAAGCAGACAAUGAGUGAUAAGAGUGCGGUUCUUUGUUGAAUUGCCCGUGUGCACACAUUAGUGUGAUAAAUAACACCGUUUCAAACAUUAAAUGAAAUCUUCAUUUCCGCCGCCGCCGAUGAUGAUGAAGAAGCAGAUGAAGCGAAAGAAGAAAAAAAAAACUUUAUUAAACCUUAUUACUAAAUAGAACAAGGCUAUUCGACCGAAUAAAUUCCGGUAGGUUCGUGUGCACUUGGGCAUUAUUGUGUCGUUUCGACUGCAUAUAUAUAUAUGUGUGUGUGUGUGUGAUUGUUGGCGUCUGUCGCAAGCUCCUAAAGAACUUCUUGAAUGUCUCUCGCUCGCUCGCUCUUUUUAUUUCUCACACUCUCUCGGCUUAUUUGUUUAUGGAUCAAAAUCUAGAUUUAAAUUAGACGAGUGAGUUUACUACUACAGUUUGCGAUUGCUCGCGUCUUCGCGUUCAUUCGAACACAACAAUACUUCAUUUUCCAUUUAAUAUUUUGUAUCAAAGACACACAGAGAAGGAGAGAGCAAGCUAAAAUUUGCAUGCACUCUAUGCACAUAUUAUGACAUUUGUUCCUUUGUAUUAGCCUUUGUGGUGCUCGCUCACAUUUUCUUUGGCACGUUCUCUCUGCCUAUCACUCUAUCUCUCUCUCUCUCUGUGUGUGUGUUUCCCUCUGGCACAUAAACCUUUUAACGAUAAAUCGCUUUUAUUUUUUCGCCCUUCAAAACGAAUUUUCAAUAAAAAAAAUGCAUACACAACUCCGGCUGGCGGUAGUGUGGAUUCUUUAUUGCCUUGUGAGGUGAGAUGAUUGGCUUGAAAUUGGACAAACACACACAAGAGAGAUAAUACAUAUGCAGAUUCCGAUAUACCGAAGGAAUCUAUAUUGGAAUUGAUAUAAUUAUUGUACUUGUCUCUCCAUCUCUCAGUUUUCGCUCUAUUUUUACCUUCGAGCUGCCGCCGAUUUAUUUAGACCAUGAUUAAUGCAUGAUUUGAUUGUUCCCGUAUAUCAAUGUCCCGUAUAUACACAAUACAUGAAAACUUGUGUUAAACAGCUAAGCUCAACGGGUACGUCACGAAAUGAUGAAAAAUAAAGCCUUCAAUCACAUGGAGUGUGUGUGUAUGUGUAUGACAGAGAUAAUGUUAGAUGGAGGGAAAUAGCACGCGAAGCUUCUGAAAACAACCGUCAAUUUUCUGUUGGUUUGAACAAAAAUCUCCCCCAAUAAGCUCGAUGCAGCCAAUGGGGUGUUGGAUAUGGCAUUUUUAUUGGUAAUUCGAACGAAAACAGGUUCGCGAACAGUUUUCUCUCUAUGUUGUUGGUGCUUUUUUUUGUCAAUGGCAGUAAAUAUGGCGCCGGUUAAUAGUGUUCUAUUUGCAUGACGUCACGCGGUACAAUGCACAACUCAUCAAUAUUCCAUUUUUAGUAUGGAUCCAUAUCCACUCCACCGAAACCGAAAAUACACGCGGAACAUAACGGAACGGAACGGAACGAAACGCUCAUAUAUAAUUUUGCAUUAGCUGCAUUUCAGGAUUCGGUUUGUUUGGCAAAACCUAAAUAUGUAUCCGAAAAGAGUCGAUAAAAUAGCAACUUUCACACUGUCUCAACUAAAAAUACAAUCGAAGCUAUAGCAGCAGCAGCUGCUGCAGCUGCAGCAACAUAGUCAAACUAUUAUUUCCGCAUGCUCACAUUUUUUGUUCCAUUGUUCCAAAUUUUGAUAUACAUAUCAAAAGUAUGAAGUGCGUUUUCUUUGUUGUGAUUCAUCAUUUUGAUGAAAUGAAUUCCUCGAAACGGUGGGCACUUCAUUAUUACUACUUUGAACUGGUUGUAAGCGAAAUGGUACGAAAUUUAUGUAAUUGCAGGCCGCGUAUAGCUGCCGUUGUCAUGCUGUAUAUUACUUAACGGCAUCCUCAUUAGACAUCAAUUCAUUGUGUCCAGCAGCAGUAGCGUACAAUAACAAAUGAAGACGUGUAUCGUGUUUGUGACCUUUUUUCGCUUCUUUCGCGUUUACGGAAUUUCCGAAUUGGCCGAAUGAGGAAGUUGCUAGAUUUUUGCUUUUUGAAUCAUGGCUAUUUUGAAAUCGACUAAAGUUCUUAGAAAUGUAUGCGCACAAACAACGUUAAUGGUAUACAGAAAAGCAAGCAAACAAAUAGAAAGAAAACCAUUUUAUUUACAAAAUUAAAUAAAUCAUGGACAUUUCACACACGAUUCAUAUAUGUGGCUAAUCGCAUUCGAUAUCAAUAGAAAUGGAUAUAAUGUACAUAGCAUAUGUCCUGUUUUGGACAGUUUGUUAAAAAUCGUCAACUGUACACAGCACAGUUAAUGUGUAUACUGUUGGUGUUUUUCAAAUAGAAACCCGUCAUGGGAACUGUUUCUGGAGGCCAUAUCAUAACUAAAACUUAUCCACUGGGAUGGAUAUAAAAUUAAAAUUUACCUAUUUUGCUGUUGGUGGUGUGACACUUUUUAGGGUACUUUUCAUUUCGAUCUCAUUUGCUUGCUCUAAAGAGAUGAAGACUUUUCUCAUUCGUUCUAUGUUCAAGUUAAGAGAUAAUUUGGUACAUUGAAAAAAAAGACCGACCAUUGGGAUAAUUCGAAGCGAGAGAGAGAGAAAGAGAGAGAAAGAGAGAGAGAGAGAGGGGGAGAGAGGAGAGAAAUACACGAAGCAUACAUUUGAAUCUGCUGACACAGAGCAAAAAUGCCAAACACUCUCGCAGUCUGAAUAUUGCGAGAGAGAUAUCGAACGAGCGCACUUGCUCACUCAUUCUCUUGCUCUCCACCAUGCCACUUCUUCUUCUUCUUCUUCAUCAUCAUUCGUCAUAUCGAUUUUUCUCGUGCUACAUAUAGCAAAGCUCGUUUGUGUGUCGUUGAGAAUUAGUUCCGCUUCUGUUUCUCCUGUGCUAUUUUUUCUGUGCUUGACUUUUCGUUUUCUUCUUCUUCAGUUGUUGUUUUUGUUGUUGCUUGUUCGACAGGAUCAUAUAUUUCCCGCUACCCCGCUUGUAUAUGCAACACUCGAAACACACUGAAUGUGUGUGUGCAACUGUUACACACAACAUUAAGAGUAGAAACGGAAACAGAAAAAAAAACUAACCAAACUAUACUUAAGAAUCGUGUGCGCGCGGUUUGUUCGUUUCCUCAUUCGCUCGUUGCACGCGAAACGUAGAGCAAACGUAAUGAAAUUUCAUAAUAGCGACAAUUACAUGUCGUUUUUUUUUUUCAUUUCAACUUUGUAUCGAUCGUCAUCAUGUGAUGACAUAGGAAAAAUGGCCAAUUUUCCACUGUUUGCAAGGAGCUUAGGUGGAUUUUCAACUGGUGCGCGAAUGCGAAGAAGAGAUGAAGGGAGAAACAGGAAAAACCAGAUAGAGAGAGAGAGAGAGAGAGAGAGAGAGAGAGAGAGAAAGAGAAAAUUUGAGUUGAUGUUUGAGGAUAAUUGAGAAAAAGCAAUCGCAGCAUAUAUAUCGAAAUCGAAGGCAUUUCCUUUCCCAUUCGCCAAGUUUCAUUUACGUACUUCUACAGCAAUUCGAUGGUUUCUCUAGCAUUGGAAACGAGUCCGAUAGACGCCAAUGUAUAUAUCCACAAUGUGACGCAGUAUGACGUCAUUUAGGCGCUGAGUUUGCUCAUUUGAUACAAUCAUGAAAAUGUGAGAGAUAUUUUGAAUAUGAUGGUGAGUGAGAGACAGAGCACGUAUGUGUGUAUGUGUGUGUUUGGUUGCUUGCUUGCUUGUCUAUCCUGUUGUGUAUACGAAACUUUUCUCAGAGUUUUUCUCUCAACCACACACUCUUUACACACUGCGAACAACACCACAUCUCACACAAUUUUGCGAUAUGUACAUCGAAUUCUCUCGGGCUACUUUGAAUUCGUGUGUAUUUUCUUGCGACCGAGUAUUGAGUGCGGCCCCCACUAACUUUCUCCUUUCCGAAUCGGAUUUUUCUUUUUCCGAACAAACCGAAAAAUGCCAGCACACAAACGCGACUGCUCCGUACUGCCAUUGGGCAUCGGUGUGUAUGUGUGUAUACAUUUGUAUGUGUGUGUGUUACAAAGAGAUAAUAAGAAGGAGAGAGCGAGAGAGAGAAUGUGUGGCUGCUGGCGUUUGUUCGUUUGUGUAAUGGGAAAAAUUCAAAUGCUGCUGAAGUGUGAGUCGUUUCUGCGAGCGAACGAGAAUUUCGACGAUAUGCAUGAAUACAGCGAGCUUGAAUUCAGUUGAGCGACGUACCCGUAACGAUAAGGUCGCGAAUACGAUUUUAUGUACGAUUUUUCGGUCCAUCACCAGUAUAUACGUAUACAGGAGUUUAUAUUUUAUGUUGUAAGCUGAUGAAAACAGUUCUUUUUUACAAUACAACAAUACGAAUUCGCGCAUGGAUACAGCGUGAAAAAGUGUCAUUAGAUUGGGAUAUAAUCGAGGGGAUUGAAAACAAGUGACAAUUUGAAGUAAAAAGUAUUAAAAAAAAAUACCGAGGAAUAUUUUGACCAACAAAAAAGAAAUUAUUGAAAGAAAAAGGAGCAAAAAAAAAUUUAACAGAAAAGAAAUAAAAAUUAUAUCCACGAAACGAGGGAGGGAAAAAGAAAACACCAAAAUCCGAUUCACUAGUUUAAUUCAAAUACACGAAUCACACACAUCAGCGAAUAGGAAAAUUUUCACAAAAGAUACAAAUCGACCAGUCCAGUUCAUGAAUCUAUUACCGCACCGAACAUUUAUAUCGGUUAAUGUCAAUUACCAACAACUGAACGACCGUAUAUGUGUGUGAGUGAGGGAGAGAGAGAGAGUGUGUGUGUGCGUAUAGAGAGAAAGAGAAUCUUCCAUUUCCAACUCCUGAAAACGUUAAAUUCCAAACGAACGGAAGAACCGAAAACGUUACGCAAUCGAAUAAGAACAUUUUUUUCGGCCGAAAAUGCUCAAAAGCGAAGAGCACGGAAGGACGGACUCCUAUCGAGUCGCAACUGUUACGACAGUACCAGACGAUAACCUAACUGCAGAUGGAUUCUUCAAGUCAAGACGUAAGAUGGCUAAGGCAAAGGCAGCAAAGAAGGAGAAUCUUGAUGAUCUUAAGCAGGAAUUGGACAUCGACUAUCACAAGAUCACGUCAGAUGAACUGUAUCAACGAUUUCAAACACAUCCAGAAAACGGUCUAAGUCAUGCAAAGGCUAAGGAAAACUUGGAACGCGAUGGACCGAAUGCGUUAACACCACCGAAACAAACGCCCGAAUGGGUGAAAUUUUGCAAAAAUCUCUUCGGUGGUUUUGCAUUGUUGCUUUGGAUUGGUGCCGUUUUAUGUUUCGUUGCCUAUUCUAUUCAAGCCAGUACAAGCGAAGAGCCAUCCGACGAUAACUUGUACUUGGGUAUUGUGCUUGCAGCUGUUGUCAUAGUUACCGGUAUUUUCUCAUACUAUCAGGAAUCAAAAAGUUCAAAGAUUAUGGAAUCGUUUAAGAACAUGGUACCGCAAUUCGCAACAGUUAUCCGUGAAGGUGAGAAACUCACUUUGCGUGCCGAAGAUUUGGUAUUGGGUGAUGUCGUUGAGGUGAAAUUCGGUGACAGAAUACCGGCUGAUAUUCGAAUCAUUGAAGCUAGAAACUUUAAGGUUGACAAUUCAUCACUGACCGGAGAAUCUGAACCACAAUCACGUAGCCCUGAAUUCACUCACGACAAUCCAUUGGAAACGAAAAAUCUUGCGUUCUUCUCGACAAAUGCCGUUGAAGGUACUGCCAAAGGUGUUGUCAUCAGUUGCGGUGAUCACACUGUAAUGGGUCGUAUUGCUGGUUUGGCAUCCGGUUUGGACACGGGUGAAACGCCAAUCGCCAAGGAAAUCCAUCAUUUCAUCCACUUGAUCACCGGUGUGGCCGUCUUCUUGGGUGUUACUUUCUUCGUUAUCGCAUUCAUCUUAGGUUAUCACUGGUUGGACGCUGUCAUCUUUUUGAUUGGUAUCAUUGUGGCUAAUGUGCCAGAAGGUUUGUUGGCCACUGUCACCGUAUGCUUAACCCUGACCGCUAAACGAAUGGCAUCAAAGAAUUGCUUGGUGAAGAAUUUGGAAGCCGUCGAAACAUUGGGCUCAACAUCAACCAUUUGCUCGGACAAAACCGGCACAUUGACACAAAACCGAAUGACCGUUGCUCACAUGUGGUUCGAUAAUCAAAUCAUUGAAGCCGAUACCACCGAAGAUCAAUCCGGUGUUCAAUAUGAUCGCACAAGUCCCGGAUUCAAGGCAUUGUCACGCAUCGCGACAUUGUGUAACCGCGCUGAAUUCAAAGGUGGCCAAGAGGGUGUGCCAAUUUUGAAGAAGGAAGUCAGUGGUGAUGCUUCAGAAGCGGCUUUACUUAAAUGCAUGGAACUGGCUCUCGGUGAUGUCAUGUCCAUUCGUAAGAAGAACAAGAAAAUCGCUGAAAUUCCAUUCAAUUCAACCAACAAAUACCAAGUGUCGGUACAUGAAACCGAAGAUGCUGGUGAUCCACGUUACUUGUUGGUGAUGAAGGGUGCCCCUGAACGUAUUUUGGAACGAUGCGGCACCAUCUUUAUCAAUGGCAAAGAGAAAGUCUUGGACGAAGAGAUGAAAGAAGCAUUCAACAAUGCUUAUCUUGAAUUGGGCGGUCUUGGUGAACGUGUACUUGGUUUCUGCGAUUUCUUGCUCCCAUCCGACAAAUAUCCAAAUGGCUUCAAAUUCAAUACUGAUGAUCCAAACUUCCCACUCGAUAACCUCCGUUUCGUCGGUUUGAUGUCAAUGAUUGAUCCACCACGUGCUGCUGUACCAGACGCUGUGGCCAAGUGCCGUUCGGCCGGUAUCAAAGUUAUCAUGGUCACCGGUGAUCAUCCAAUCACAGCCAAAGCCAUCGCUAAAUCAGUCGGUAUCAUUUCGGAAGGCAACGAAACCGUUGAAGACAUUGCUCAACGUCUUAACAUUCCUGUAUCGGAAGUUAAUCCACGUGAAGCCAAGGCAGCCGUCGUUCAUGGUGCUGAACUUCGUGAUGUAUCAACCGAACAACUGGACGAAAUUCUGCGCUAUCACACGGAAAUUGUAUUCGCUCGUACGUCGCCACAACAGAAACUCAUUAUUGUCGAAGGUUGUCAACGAAUGGGUGCCAUUGUCGCUGUCACUGGUGACGGUGUCAACGAUUCGCCCGCUUUGAAAAAGGCCGAUAUUGGUGUUGCCAUGGGUAUUGCCGGUUCCGAUGUAUCGAAACAAGCUGCUGACAUGAUCUUGUUGGACGAUAACUUCGCUUCAAUCGUUACUGGUGUCGAAGAAGGUCGUUUGAUUUUCGACAAUUUGAAAAAAUCCAUUGCCUACACGCUUACAUCAAACAUUCCGGAAAUUUCGCCAUUCUUGGCUUUCAUUUUACUUGAUAUUCCAUUGCCAUUGGGUACGGUUACAAUUUUGUGUAUUGAUUUAGGAACAGACAUGGUACCGGCUAUUUCGUUAGCCUAUGAGACAGCUGAAUCAGAUAUUAUGAAACGUCAACCACGAAAUCCAUACAGUGAUAAACUGGUCAAUUCCAGAUUGAUUUCAAUGGCCUACGGACAGAUCGGUAUGAUUCAAGCGGCAGCUGGUUUCUUCGUGUACUUCGUUAUCAUGGCUGAAAAUGGUUUCCUGCCCGGAAAAUUGUUCGGUAUCCGUGAAUCCUGGGAUUCUAAGGCUGUCAAUGAUUUACAAGAUUCAUAUGGCCAAGAAUGGACAUACCGAGAUCGAAAGACGCUUGAGUUCACUUGCCAUACAGCGUUCUUCGUAUCGAUCGUGGUCGUCCAAUGGGCUGAUUUGAUCAUUUGCAAAACACGACGAAACUCAAUCGUUCACCAAGGAAUGCGCAACUGGGCAUUGAAUUUCGGUAUCGUAUUCGAAACAGCAUUGGCUGCUUUCCUAUCAUAUUGUCCGGGUAUGGACAAAGGUCUUCGAAUGUACCCGCUCAAAUUUGUCUGGUGGCUACCGGCUAUUCCAUUCAUGUUAUCCAUUUUCAUUUAUGACGAAAUUCGUCGUUUUUACAUUCGUCGCAAGCCAGGCGGUUGGUUAGAACAAGAAACAUACUAUUAAACACAUUUUGAGUUAAGUGAAAUGAAACACAAACACAAAAACAAAAACAACAACAACAAGAAACAAACAAACAGAAAAUUAAAUCAAGACAAAGAGAAAAAAUUGCAAAAAAAAAAAGAUUUAAGAAUAAAAAUUAAUGAAUUAUUACAUAAUACAAUUCAGAAGACGAAGUGUUCGCAGCAAAAAAAAGAGUAUAAAUUUAGUAUCAUGCAAGACAGGAGAUAUGAUCAUUUUCAUAAAUGGAAGCAACAUAGAUGUUAAAUAAAAAGAAUCUCAAGAGAGAGAAUGUUUAUCGCAGGAACAAAUUAUCUAAGUACACCGACGACAACAACAACAAAUGAGAUCACACAAAAGAAUCUCUCACGACAAAUUCCAAGAUAGGCAUAACUGAAUACAACAACAACAACAACAACAACACUGACACUGAGGAAAAUAACAACAACAACAACUACAACAACCAAUUUAUGAUUAAAAUAAAAAAAAAGAAAACAUAUGUAAUGCGUUUGUAUUUUCACUUAUUUUCGGAUUUUAUAUUUGUUUUUUAAAAAACACAAACACAUGUAACUGUUCUUCACCAUUAAGAGGUAACAACAAAACAAAACAAAAAUAAUGAGGUUGUUCUCAUUGCUUUAAUUUAUAGAUUCUCAAAUUAAUUUACAAAAUAUAUAUAUAUCUAAACGAAGAAGAAAACAAAAAAAAGAGCAAACAAGGAAGCAAACAACCGAAACAGCACCCAAUUGAACACAGAAUAUGCGAAACGGAAACACCGAUGUCAAUGUCUAAAAGAGAUAACUAAAUGAACAAAAAAAAACAAACAAAUAAAAAAAAUAACACCCAGAGAACUCACACCACACCACACCUUGAGAACACCGCAACAGCAACCAAGUCAGAUGAAAUAUUUAAAACAAAAACCAUUUAAAACAAUGAAUGAAUUAAACAAAUGUCGUUGAACAUUACCAACAUAAAAAAGAUUUAUAGUAUAAAUUGUCUGUUUGUAUUCUCCAAAGUAUCCCCGUUGUAUUAUGUUGUAAAUUUGGAACAAAUUCUAGAAGUCAAAUAAAUUUAUGAUAAUUCGUUGACUAUUUAAUAAAUCAAUUCAAAUGAUUAAGAUUAAAGAGAAGAACAUAAUAAUUAAAAGAAGAAGAAAAAAAAACGAAGAAGGUGAUGAACAAAACAAAUGAUGCUAUAAAAUGAUGAACGAAAUGAGAUAGAAAUUAAUUUAAAACAAACAAAAUGAGGAAACUAAAGUAAUUCUAACCAAAAGUGUAUUCAUUCUUCUAGCUUUGAAAAAAUGUUAGCUCCCACAAUGAUGCUUUGCUCUGAUUCAGCACACACACACACACAAACACCACUAAUUCGUUCCAUUCCAUAGUUUUGGUACUUACAUAAUUUCGAUGUGUCGAAUCGUGUUGCUCUAUAUGUAUUAUUGUAUACUCGAUGUGUCGAGAUUUUCCGACUCCCAAUAUCUCUUCAAGUUCGAUCCAGUGUCGAAAUCGCCCAUUCAAUUUUUUUUCAGUCAGAUCUCAUUCUCUGACCGAAUCACACCAAAUUGUUCCUCCUUGAAUUCGGUUAAUGCAUAGAUACGAUCAAUUCAUUCGCGUUCGGUAUUGGCCCAGUGAAAAUUCGUGGUUAAAUUCAACGAUGGAAUUUUCUUUGUAAAAUCAAUUUGAAAUUACCCUUGUGUGGAGAUGUAUAACAACGGAACUGCACCGAAUCAUCCCCCGGGCAUUGGUCGUAUUAUUCAGCGGUGACACUGCGAAAGGUAACAUUUUCGGGAACUAGAUGGACGAACACGAAUUUAUUAUUAAAUACAAGUGAAAGUGAAAGAAAAUGAACAAAUUGCCAUAUUAAAUAUGUGCGUAGAUACGUACAAAAUUAAAGCCAUUUUCCUGCCCCUGCCCCCGCCCCAAAUUGUCUCUCUCACACAAACACGCCCGAUCUCCCCGAAAACCGAAAAAAUUCUCGUCAACACACACACACACUGAGCCGGAAAGCGUUUAAUGGUCAUUGUUUUUGAUUAUUACUCAUUUAUCACAUAUUGAUGAAUAUCUAACCUUUGCACUAUCAGACCAGAAAAGAACAAAACUAAUCAGAACAUUCCCUCUUCAGUUCAAAACUUCAGUCCAUUUGUUCCAUUCGAAAACCGAAAAUUACUUUUUCUGAAUUUUAUUGAAAACACAACUCAUCUGAUUUCAGUAAACAAAAAAAAAACUAAACCAGAGAAAGACAACAAAGAAAACCAACAACAAUACAAACAACACAAAUUGGAAUAAAUAACGAUGGAAUAACGAGCUGCAUAUAGUUUUAUUAAGCAAAUGAAGAAUAAAAAGCAAACAAAAAAUGAAUUAAAUAAAAAUAAAUUAUCGAGUGUGAAAAGGAAUACAAAUUUCUAAUUGUUGUUUGAUCCAUGAGCAUAUUCAAAACGUCCGUAAUUUAAGCCAGUUUCUACAAUUCACUGCAAAUGAAGUACAUUUUGAGUCACUUUUUCCUAAACAAAAAACUAAAAAAAUAAGAAAAUAAAUAAAACGAACAAACAAUACACAUUCACUCACACACAAUAAAAAAAAAUGACGCAAAACAACAACAAGACAAAAAAAUCCAAAGGCUUUCUUAAAUGUACGCUUGUUUUUAGAUGACGGCUUACGUGUAAUAUCGUACAUUCAUUUUCCUUAAUUUCGUUGUUGUCAGCAUUUUCGAUAUUUUUGGUUCAGAAAAAAUUGAGAGAAAAAAACCAAAAAAUUACCAAACGCAAAAGUAAAUUAAUAAUAAUAAUAUUAAAUGAAAAUAAACAAUAAAAAAAAGCAACUAAAUCAUGUAAUGUCAAUAGAAAUGAGCAUAAAAAAUGAAGUUGAUGAUGAUGAAAAAGAAGAAGGCGUCAAAGAAAUGAAUCAUUGCAUUGAAAUCGAUGACGACCAUUACAUCGAGUCAUUGUUCAUGUGAUUUUCGUUAUGCCAAAGCGUUCGUUCAUCUGUUUCAUGUCUUCAAUAUAAAUAGAAAAAAAUUAACUAAAAUAAAACUAAAAACCAAAUUAAGCACAUUAAAAUUCGUGAAAAAUAAAUCACCAAUUAAAAUCAGUAUAAACGAGAUAAACCAAAACAAAAUUUUAAAAACAAACAAAAAUCAAACAAUUUUAAUUACAUUUCAACUUUUCCAAAAGUAAGUGAGACAAAUUAAAUUGAAUAAUAAUUUAAAAAAAAAUGAAGGAAGAAACAUGGCAUUAGGUCUCCUUGUAAAACUGCCCGGCGAUUGAACGUUGUCUUUGGUACACCUUCUUUUUGUGUUGUCAUUCGACGUAUAUCAUACAUAUCGAAUGCAACACGAAACAUGUGUCGAAAUGAUUUAUUUUUGCGUGCGCGUACGAGAGAAAGAGCUCUCAAAACAAGUCAUGACAAUUUAAUCGAUUGGCAGCGAUUUUGUUUUCGGUUGUUGAAUCUCGUGUGCACAUCAUUCACCAUCACCACCACCACCACCAUCAAACCAAACAUUUCCGCCGUAAUUUUAUUCGCAAGAGUUUGAAACGAACAAUUAUUCAAUAAAUGAGAGGUUCAUAAACAAAUUGUAUGUGUAUUGAGAAUAGUGUGUGACAAAAAAAAAGUAUUUGACAAAAAGUUGAAAAAUUAAUUUAAAAAAAAUGCGUCUUUACUGCCUGAUUAUUGAUUUCCCUAAAAUAUAUUUAAAAAGAAAACAUGAGUAAUUAAGAAAAAAAAUUACCAAAAAAAAGAGAAAGAUAGAAUACACACUUUUUUUAAUUUUCAAAAAAAAAAUGAUUACAUUUAUAGAAACAAAGCAACAAAAAGAAAACAAAGAAUGAGAAAUAAAACAAUAAAAAUUGUUCUGUAAUAUGUAAAUCAUAAGAAAAAAAUGUUACAAAACGAUUGCCUCUUUAAAGUUUAAGCUAUUUAAAUUGAAAAAGAAGUUACACCGUAAACAAAAAGAAAAAAAAAUGAAAACUGGAACUAAAUAUGUAAAACGUAUUUUAAUAGCUUCAACAAAAUGGAAAUAAAAAGAGAAGAAAAAAAAACACACACACACGAUGAAAAUGAUACUGACACUAGACACACUGAAAUGGUUUAAACACACAGUAAAAACUAAACUAAACAAAUCAAUUGAAGUAAAAAAAAAACCGAUGAGAUAAAUGAGUUUAAAACAACAAACAAAAAGAAUACAUGAAAUCAGCAGACAAAAAAAAACAAGCAAAAGUAAAAUGGGAAAAUAGUCACAUUUGAAUGUUCAAAUAAAAACAAAAAACACACAGAAAACGUUGACCGAAAAUGGAUUUUAAAUUAAAAUAUUUAGAGGACAACAAGAAAAAUACAAAAUAAUUACAAUAAUAUAUUCUAUUAGUAAUAAACAAAAUUAGCAUCACCAUUCAUUUGAAAUAUGAAACAGCGUACUUUACUAGGCGCUAUAAAGUAGUUCUCUAUUAAACCAAAACAAAAAUAAAUAAAUAAAUAAACGUAAAUUGGCUGGCUGUUUAUUA
This is a messenger RNA of Sitodiplosis mosellana (orange wheat blossom midge), 14231 nucleotides long. It is a transcript of the gene Atpalpha, whose product is annotated as sodium/potassium-transporting ATPase subunit alpha. The coding region runs from base 6629 to 9751 and encodes 1040 amino acids. The transcript is spliced from 12 exons. Gene Ontology annotation, biological process: proton transmembrane transport; intracellular sodium ion homeostasis; potassium ion import across plasma membrane. The record is from RefSeq and is a predicted model, not a curated record. Gene Ontology annotation, molecular function: P-type sodium:potassium-exchanging transporter activity; ATP binding; ATP hydrolysis activity. Gene Ontology annotation, cellular component: membrane. Lineage: Eukaryota; Metazoa; Arthropoda; Insecta; Diptera; Cecidomyiidae.